Medioppia subpectinata is the source of this 1017-nucleotide messenger RNA. NCBI's taxonomy places the organism in Eukaryota, Metazoa, Arthropoda, Arachnida, Sarcoptiformes, Oppiidae. The record is from the annotation of a GenBank genome assembly.
CUCGACACCAUCGCCUCGACGGCCAGCGAUAAGAUACCCACCGGUCGGUUAGUUCCGCCGCCGUUACCGCCGCCCAGUCUAUUGUCCAUUGGGCUCAGCGUUCGGGUAGUGCCGCCGAUGCCAGUGCUCUCUAACACUGAUAAUAGGCCGUCCAUCGCCACCACCACCGCUGCCACCGAUGAUAACGCUGUAAUGAAUACUGCCGGCGCGGCCGCCGUCGGGCCAUCACAGACCAGGAUAACUGGUCACUGGCGAUACGCGUGCACCGAAUGCGGCCAAUCAUUCAGACAGCGCCACAGUCUCGACAAACACCGACUGAAAGUCGGCUGUACCUCAAUGGGUGCAGAGGCGCCGCCGUACCGGUGCUUAGAGUACGGCUGCGACCAAUGGUUUUACACCGAAUCACAGCUCAACAGCCACUGUCACACACCGCUGGCCAACCCGUGCCGCGAGUGUAACAAGUAUUUCAUAAAACCCGAGCACCUUUUACUACAUAAUCACAACUGUCACGGCGUACCGUUGCCCUACCCGUGCGAUUAUGACAGUUGCGACAGACAAUAUGCCACUCGCGAGAGAUUAGUUUUGCAUAAGUUUAAUUGCAAUCACAUUACGACUAACGAUGGCGUUUUGCAGCCAAACAAUACACCCAUUGCCGCCGCCGCCCAACCCCUCCCACACUUACCUGUGCUCACCUGUGGUUUCAGCGAUCCGGUAGUGCCGCCGAUGCCAUCGCUCUCUGACCUGUCGUUAUUCUCGGCCAACAAUCCUCAUCAUAGGCCGUCCAUCGCCACCACCACCGCUGCCACCGAUGAUAACGCUGUUGUCGUGAAUACUGCCGACGCGACCGCCGAGCCAUCACAGGCCGCCAACACUGGUCACUGGCGAUACGCGUGCGCCGAUUGCGGCAAAUCAUUCAGACGGGGCAAGUGUUUUAAAAAUCACCGCCGCAGAGCCGGCUGCACCGCACCGCGUGCGCCGACGCCGCCGUACCAGUGCUUAGAGUACGGCUGCGACCAA